CAAUUAUGCAUGUAUUAUACUUAAAAAACUUAGAUAACCUGGAAUACCUCUCCCUAAAAAAAAUCGGUUCUCAUUAAUUCGUCAUAAGUCGACGUUGUUUAAGAUCUUUUAGUCUCAGUCUGGAUAUGUUCUGUUUAUAUUAUGUAUGUACUCAAUAUAUGAGUACCUAUGUCUGUCUGUUAUAUAUUGUCUACUACUCGUAUUGGCGUUGUGUGAGUGUGAAUGCUUACUCGUAUUAAAACUGUGAUAUCAUCUAAAACAUUUAAGGACAUUAAAUGCCAAACAGAGCAAUUUCGUUUGAAUUGAAAACUUGUAACGUAUUAAGUUUGAUAAGGAUUAGUACCAUAUCAACAAAAACACCUUUAUCCCUUACAAAGUUAAAGCUAAAUUUAAAAGAUAGACAUAUAUGGUGUGGCGGAUUUUUACAGAAACUUUUAACGUAUUCAAUAUUGUAGUUCAUGAUUUUGAAUCUCUUAGGGUCAGGCUAGUUCUCAAGGAAAUUAUAUCAGUAUCUACAUUAGAAGACUGUAAAUUUAUUAGUGUUUCUCUACUAUAUUAUAAGUACCUACUCGUACAUACGUAUACACGUUCUAUCUAUCAAAAAUACCGCAUCAGAAUAUUUCGCGUAGUUUUAAAGAUUUAAGCAUGGGAACACAGGAGCAACUUUGUUAAUAACGCGGUAGUUAACUUUGUUAUCAGUGAAAUUGAAACAACUUUCUGAAACUCAGGCACAGAAAUAGAAGUUCAGUAGUCCUUAGUUCGUAUGCAAACCAACUUAAAAACUACAAACACUAGGAAACUACACAUAAUCCUACAAAAACUAAAAAACAAAUGAGAUAUUGGUAAAACGUUAUUUAAUCGAGUUCAGCAUUUGAGGAAAACGGCAUGUAUGGCAUUGCUUAUCACGUUUCUAUUAUUGGCACAAGCUGGCCUUGUAAAGGCGUAGUAAAAACGAAAAUUGACUCCAGAGAAGGCCGUCAAGUGCGCCGAGUCGGUGUUGUGUCCUGUAUUAGUGCCUCAUGUGGUCGUGUGUGCUGCUGGGCGCGCUGGUCACGCUGGGCGUGCUGGCGGCGCGCGCGGGCUCGCUGCCCUGCGACGAGCUGGCGCGCCUCCACCAGCACCGUCUGUCCCAGCUGGGUGAGCGCACGGUGACCGCGGAGGGGCACGAAGUGCGCGUGCAGCUGGUGUGGGACAGCGAGCCGGCGCGCGCCGCCGCCGCGCUGCUGCUGGUGCUGCUGCGGCACGCGCUGCGCUACCGGAACCUGCAGCUAGCGAGCGAGCCUACCGGCCUCGCCGACCUCAUCACACGCUACAAACAGAUCCCCAUGACCUGGAAUGAAACCGUGAUAGCUGUAUCGACAGCGUGGGAGCCGCGCCGGCCGAAGUGGAACGAGAGCGCGGCGCCAGGUCUGGCGGGCACGUGCCUGGCCGAGCUCGGCGCCAGCGACGUGCCCGCGCGCCGCGUGCUACUCGCGCGCCUAGUGCGCUUUACGAACAAGACGCAGGCGGCCGCCUGCAGCCAUCGCGUGCGCUGGUCCUUCUAUACCAACACUACGGCUCUCCAGCUCUGCGGCUUCCUCUACAAUUCGUCUUCCACUCAAUAUGGGGGCGAAAAGUUGCAAAAGCUAGAUUUGUACGGCGCGAGCGAGACUGUCCUGACCGAGGUGGUGUGCCGUGCUGCCGCCGCCGGCGUCGCCCUCCGCAGCCAGAUAGUGAACCGCACCACGCUCGCCCGCUAUAUUCGAACUGCUAAUCAUUCGUUUUUAUUUAUAGACUAUGACUUCUGGCAGGAAGACCCAAAUGUGUAUGUUGUGGAACCUCCCCCUUGUAUCUCAGACGAGUCGAUUUGCCGACAGGAACUGGAUACCGACAUUGCAAUACGUGUUGCCGAUGUUAAUAUGUUGCAGUCAUAUGAACCAAAUCUUAUACAAUUCGUUUAUGACUUUAAGCCUUCUCCUGAAUCGAUGAGGGUGAUACUUGAGCUCGAAGGAAACGGUACAAACACAGAAGAGGCAGCAUGCGCUUGGGCAGUGAAACAUAAAAGUCGUUUGAAAAAAAAAUACGACGUAUUGCCCUACAGCGUGUUUGUAUAUUAUUGCGAGGGCGAUCCCGAUUCAGCGGAAUACGACAAUCUUAUAAAUAUCGUCUCUCUUCAUGCUCAUAGACAAAUGAAGAAAAGUAACUUAGAAAUAUCCGUAUACAAGGAAUACAUCGAUUGUUCCGACCCGUAUAACCUGAGUUCGGCCAUGUAUCAGCAGAGCCAGUACAUGGAGAGGCACCGGGUGGUGGCUGUGAUUGCAGCAGGCGGGGCGGGCGCGGCAGACGCAAUGGCGCAGGCUUCGCGCCUACGAUUGCCGCUGCUACUGACAGACGCCGCGCCCGCCAGCCCCUCGGCCGCGCCCCCCGCCGCCUGGCGCGUGCUGGGCCGCCCGCGGCACCUGGCGCGAGCGCUGCAGCGCUUCGUGCGCGACUCCGGCUGGACUCGCCUGGCCGUGCUUUCCCAGCCGACGCCGCUGGCCACGGAACUCUAUGCUGAAAUCAGCGAUGGGGCUCCAUUCGCUCAUCAUAAUUACCAGAUACCAUUGCGACCUUCGAAAACAGAGGCAAAAGAUUAUUUGCGAUCAUUGCUAAUGAAAGCACGCAUCAUAUUCGUGAACGCGGAUCCCGAAGCUGCCGCCGUUAUCAUGACAGCUGCGAUAGAACUUGAAAUGAGCUUUGCCCAAGGUUACGUGUGGAUUCUCCGCGAGUGGCCAGUGGCGGCGGCAAAAACGACUGUGUUGACGGUGUCGUUCUGGGCACGCGGUGAACAGGGCUUGACGUUCGAGGCCAGGCAGGCGCCGUUGCUGAAAAAGCUGAGCUCGAAGUGGAAGGGCCGCCGCUGGUGGCCACCGCGCGCGCUCGGUCUUGCCGAUGCGCUGCUCACGCUUUAUGCCGGUCUCAGUCGCAUGCUGCGCACUCACCCUAACACGCGACGCGACCUGCACUCCGAUCACACCAUGACGGCGCUCUACGACAGCCUCGAACAGAAGCCCAUAAAAGGCAUUAACCAUAUUCUGCAAUACAAGGAAGCAGUGGUGGAAGAGAGCUUUGUAUUCGUGGACGAGUGGAACGGAGAUGAAUUGUUGCGGCUGGCGUCUUGGCGAGUAAACGCGAGUGAGCGCAAUGUUAGCGCGAGCGUGAGCGGGCCCUACAAGCGGCCCGAGUACCUUCCGCUCGACGACGGCGCAUCCAGCUGCAUGGCGCGCGUCGGAGACGACUUCGAACAUCACUGCUACGACGUCUUGUGGAUCACCGCGCUACUGUUGCUGAUUCUAGCACCGGUCUCAAUUUUUAUGUACCGCCGAAUGCUGCAGCGCCGGAUAGCCAGGCUAUUGAAAGCACGUGAAAACGAAUUACUGGCACGCCGUCAGCACGUGGCCGUUGUAUUGGCCGCGUACCUAGUGAAACGUGAAGCCUUAGAGUUAAGAGAGGAACUCGGAUCUGGUCAGUUUGGAUGCGUCCGUCUAGCACUUCUACGAUCAAAAAGCCACUGUUCUCGUUACGUAGCAGCAAAAGCACUACGUGAAAAUGCCGCACCCACCGAAGAGAGUGAAUUUCUACGUGAAGCAUGCACGAUUGCCUCCCUCGACCAUGAGCACGUCGUUCGUCUAAUCGGUGUGUGCAUCUCAGACGGGCCGCCGCUAGUGCUCAUGGAACUAGCAUUUUUUGGCGACCUACUCGGCUACCUGCGAGCUCGUCGCCACCUCGCCGAAGGCGCAGAUUGCGCAGGUCGCGAGUCCUUCGCGUCCUACGAGGAGGCGGCGCACGUGUCGAGCGAGGCGCUGACGCGGCUGGCGCGCGAGGCGGCCGCGGCGCUGGCCUACCUGAGCUCGCGCGGCGUCGUGCACCGCGACGUGCGCGCCGCCAACUGCCUGGUGGACGCGCGCCGCUCGCUGAAGCUGGCCGACUUCGGCAUGGCGCGCGAGACCGUGGCGGGCGCGGACGGCGCCCCGGAGUACGCCUGCCGGCGCCGCGGCAUGUUCCCCGUGCUGUGGAUGGCACCCGAGAGUCUCGCGCAUGGGGUCUUCUCGGGGGCCACGGACGUGUGGGCGCUAGGCGUGCUCGUGCUGGAGCUCGUGACGCUGGGGGCGCGGCCCUACGGCAGCAUGUCGCCGCUGCGCGUGCUGGAGUACGUGGCGGCCGGAGGAUGCCCGCCGCUGCCCCUGGACGCCACGCCUCAGACGUGCGGGCUGGCGCGGCUGUGCUGGCAGCGCGAGGCGGAGCGGCGGCCGAGCGCGGCCGAGGUGCACGCCUACCUGGCGGCGCGCCCGCUGGCGCUCAGCGCGGCGCUGCGCAACGAGUGGGACGAGCCCGCCGACGCCGACAGCGGCUUAGGAGAGUCUCCCUCCAUAGAGUUGCUGCCGCCGGACUCUCCCCUGGACAUGAUCGACCAGCUUGAAGUUUAACAUGAAAGUUGCCGUCUAAUAGUAGCUUACAUUUUACUAAGACAAUAUUACUUAUGUGAAAGUAACUCUGUGCGGCUAAACUAAAAUAGUAUAUUGAUAUCAAUGGAAUUUUGAUAGUUAAGCGCGUAAAAAAGGCUAAAAAGUAGGUAAGGCUACGUUUUAAAGCGAUUAGGUAUAGUGGAUUGAAAGUGGGGGAAUAAACACUAUAUAUUAUAUAAGA
Molecule: messenger RNA, 4665 nt
Organism: Trichoplusia ni (cabbage looper)
Lineage: Eukaryota; Metazoa; Arthropoda; Insecta; Lepidoptera; Noctuidae
Exons: 6
Coding region: 1020-4445 (1141 amino acids)
Biological process (GO): multicellular organism development; cell surface receptor protein tyrosine kinase signaling pathway; positive regulation of kinase activity
Cellular component (GO): signaling receptor complex
Molecular function (GO): transmembrane receptor protein tyrosine kinase activity; ATP binding
Source: RefSeq, a predicted model, not a curated record